Gamsiella multidivaricata is the source of this 438-nucleotide messenger RNA. RefSeq lists its product as uncharacterized. The transcript has 3 exons. The record is from RefSeq and is a predicted model, not a curated record. Bases 1 to 438 code for a protein of 145 amino acids. NCBI's taxonomy places the organism in Eukaryota, Fungi, Mortierellomycota, Mortierellomycetes, Mortierellales, Mortierellaceae.
AUGGGGCUUGAGCUGGACGAGACAUUCUUGGAGGAUGACGACUUGACAGUGAUCACAGGUAUUAGCCCAGGAAAGGUUUAUACAGUGGCUACAACUCGUUUCAACCCUAUCGACAUCAAAGAUCUUAAAGGCGCCCGCAUUCGGCGCAGUUUUCUGUAUCAACCAUACAUCAAGCGCCAUAUGUAUCUUACAUAUGCGACGAACAAAGAAGAGCAAAGCUCUUCGACUUUUAUCACAGCAAGGCCAACCUCAAGAACCAAUGAGGGGUUCCACAAGGCCCAACAACCAACGUACGAUUACGGCGUUAAAGGCAUCUUGCGAUUGGCUGAAAGGAGCGAGGGCAAGGAUGGCUCAAAAGAAGUCAUAUUUGCGAUUGGAUUUAGGUCAUUCAACGUUAAGACAGGUCUCCCAGGAGCUAGCUUGGGACAAGAGCAAUAA